This is a messenger RNA of Caretta caretta (loggerhead turtle), 8346 nucleotides long. RefSeq names its product kyphoscoliosis peptidase-like. Gene Ontology annotation, cellular component: cytoplasm. The record is from RefSeq and is a predicted model, not a curated record. Lineage: Eukaryota; Metazoa; Chordata; Testudines; Cheloniidae.
GCCUGACCUUGGCAGACCGCAGCGAGACAGGGACACAUAGCAACUAGGGAGGGGGAGUGAUCUUGUGAAAUGCUGAGUGUCCUCAGUGCCACCUGGUCUCAAUGAGAGACCUUCACAGUUACUCCACCGAACUGCCAUCUGGACAAAUGAAGAUGGACUGCGACUCUGGCAAGUCAUUCAAACCCCAGGGUGUCAAAGUGAGCAAAUCUAUGUCUACCAUUUGCUCUUCCUCAAGUAAUGCCAACUGCCAUGAAAGCCACCCCAUCCAAGGCCCUGCGAGGCAAGCUCAGGGUAGGAACCACAGUGAAAAACUGUCCCCGUCCCCAGAUAUCAUGUCAGCUGCCGCUAGAGAGAGUCAAAUAUCAGACUUCUAUAAUGGCAAUGUGGCCCUGGGGUGCCCCUCUGACACCUCGGAGAAGUUCCACCAAAGGGUUGCCAAGGAGAGCAGGUGGAAUGGGGAGACCACUCCGAAGGAAAUCAUGGCAACAAAGAGAAUAGCCAAUGCCCCCAAGGAUUCUCCCAUCAAGCGUACUUUCCUGUUUGGGGAAAACAAAAUUGACAACGGCAGCAAGAUGUCCCUGAAGAAAUCUACUGUCCAUAAGCUGCCUGAGAAGGGUUGUUCUCCGCUAGCUGUUUCCAGAGAAGGGCCGGAUGGCUUGAGAGGAGAGACACAGGCAUGGUCCAGCGUGACCCAGAGAAAGAAAAGGCGAGACCUUUUCCCAGACUCAAAGGUUUUCAGCCACAUAGACGCUCAUGUUCUGCGUGUGAGCGAGCAGAUAAAAUCAAAGCCGGCUUUGCCGUCAGUCCAGACCAUUGUUCAGCUGAUUACUGAUGAGGCCCAAAGCAAACUGGAGACCGUGCGAGCAAUAUGGAUAUGGCUGUGUCACAAUAUCCGAUAUGAUGUGGAUGGCUUCUUAGGGUUAUCUCAGAAGAUCCAUACCCCAGAACAGGUCCGGCAAACUGGAAGAGGCGUGUGCUCCGGUUAUGCCCAUUUAUGCCGAGAAAUGUGCAGGGAGGCAGGUGUGAGCUGCAUUGAAGUGUCGGGCUACGGGAGAGGUACCGGAUACCAACAAGGGCAAAAUUGCCAACAAAAGAAAUCCAACCACAUGUGGAAUGCAGUUCAGCUGGAAGGACAGUGGUACCUGCUGGAUGCAUGCUGGGGUGCAGGCACUGUGGAUGCAGAGAAGAGAUUGUUUAUACCCAGGUAUGACGACUUCUUCUUUCUAACCGACCCUGAGCAUUUCAUUGAGACCCACUGGCCUGAUGAGCCAGAAUGGCAGCUUGUGCAGCCGCGUGUCUCGCUGGAAGACUUUGAACAGAGAGUUUUUAAAACGUCGGAGUUUUUUAAACUGCAGCUCUCCCUUCUUUCUCCAAACCACUCCCUUCUCAAAACAGAACACGGGGAAGCAACAGUGUCUCUGAGGAGCACACAUCCAGCAGAAUUUAGCUACCAUCUCUCCAAGCUCUGUGGCAACGUUAGCAAAGAAGCUUUAGGCACGACUCAUGGGAUGCUGACAGUGUCUGAGAAGAGCAUGACUCUCAAAGUUCUCCCCCCUACGGAGGGCUUGUUUGAGCUGAUGAUCUUCGCGCGGCCGGCGGACACUCAGAACCCCUAUAGCUGGGUGUGUUCCUAUCAGAUCAAGUGCCUGGAGUCACACAAGAAAGAACUGCCUGAAAACCCCUUUCAUUUCUGGGGCCUCCAUCCGAAGGGGAAAGACUUUGGGAUCGAGGAGAGCAACUGCGGCGAGGACCUGAUUGUUGUUGCAACAGGAACUUUGCUGUUGACGCUACAGACAUCUAGACCCUUGCUGGCCACGUACCAGCUGGUGAAUAAAGAUCUAGACACCUCCCUGAGCAUGAAGUGCCUGGCCUCUCAAGCAGAGGAGGAGAAGCUGAGUUGCCACGUGUUGUGUCCUUUUCUGGGUUACUACAGACUCUCUGUGUUUGUGAAAGAUUUAGGAGGUGACCUGUUCAAAAAUGCAGCCAACUUCCUCAUUCGUUGCUCUGGUCCCAUCAACCAGAACGAGCUCUUCCCAUCUGGCCUCAGCAUGCACUGUGGGACAGGGAUCAGCACUGGCUGUAGGGGCUUUUCUAACCCCAGCCACCCUGCCCCCAUCAUCAACACCAACCAGGGUAAGUGCAACAUCACGUUCCACACCCGGUCGGACACCGAAGUGGCCGCCAUCCUGAGUAAGGACAAAGUGACCAACACCAAGUACCCCAUGGAGAGAUACGUCCUGCUCACCCAUCUGGGAAACAAGGUCAGUGUCUGUAUCCUGCUUCCUGAAUCAGGCCUCUACAAAGUGGGGCUCUUCAGCAGGAACAAGGACCACAAGGAUUUUGCUCAUGUCUGUGACUACGUUGUCCGCUGCUUUUCCGAGCCACGGUGUCUUCCAUUCCCCCGAGUGUACAGCAUGUGGAGGAAAGGCUGCAUCUUGCUACAGCCCAGGACGGGGGUGCUCCAGGAACGAAGCUGGAUUAAGUUCAGAGUCAAGCUGCCAAAAGCCUAUAGAGCUCUCGUGGUCGGGCAAUCCAGGACUGAACUGCAGCCAACUUGCAGCAAGAUCUGGGAGGGGGAGGUGUACACCGGGCUCGCUCGGACUGUGCUCAAGCUGGCAGUGAAGUUCAGUCAGCAUUCCACCAGCAUGGAUGUCAUCCUGUCAUUUGAUGUGGAAGGCAGCUCCCCCAGUUCAGAGGGGUCUUCAGGGUAAAUGAUCCAGAGAUAUGGGGAAGCUGGAAAUGAUCAGGAGAGUGAUGGAAGCAAGCAAGAAGCUCUCAAAAUUGAGGUGCUUUGAUAAGAGACAUAAAUAAGUCCAAUGUAGGAGCAUGUCAGGUGGAGGUGCAGAAUUGUACAUUGCAUAUCAUUUUCUGCAAGAUAUCCUGAGGUGCCUAGAGAUGAUGCAGCAAUUUAAUCAGAACCAGAACGCUGAAAACUCCUAAUAGUCUACAUGUAACGGGGGAAACCGUUGUUUGACACCUCUCCAGGAAGAUUGUUUAACUGCUUAUUACCAGAUUGAAUAAUUGUUCAGCAUGUUUUAGUUAAAAGAAAAGGAGGACUUGUGGCACCUUAGAGACUAACCAAUUUAUUUGAGCAUGAGCUUUCGUGAGCUACAGCUCACUUCAAAUAAAUUGGUUAGUCUCUAAGGUGCCACAAGUACUCCUUUUCUUUUUGCGAAUACAGACUAACACGGCUGUUACUCUGAAACCAUGUUUUAGUUGACAUUUCUUCAAGAUCUUGGGAAUUAACAGGGUUUUUUUCCUCCUCAGAGCAAAAAAAAAAAAAAAAACAAACCUGGAGCCAAAAGCAUCAGGUGGUAGCAAUAUUUUUAAAAACAUAAAUAUGUAUAAAGGAAGUUAAUCAUUUCCUGAUGGAGUCCAUGCUAGCGAGGGAGAAUGUGUGUCAUUUUUAACUGCCGCUUUAAAAUUUCUCCCAGGAUCUGAAGAAUGGAGUCUACCAGUCCUUCACUAGCCAGCUUGAUGCGUAAGUGCACUGUACAUGUGUGUGCUGAUGAUCUGGAGCGAGAGCUGGGAGUGGGUACAGCCGGCAGGAAAGCAGUUCCUUGGCCUAGAUACACCAUAUAAAUAAUAGAAAAGCCUGGUCAGAGAAGCAAUUAUAACCUGACACAUGCUAAAAGGCAGCCUUGUAGCAGAGAUAAGAACACUGAACGGGCAGCUUGCUACAUAUAACAGCAUGGAUUCUACUAGUCAUAUAUUCUUCCAGAACGUGUGUAUAAUUUAUAAAAACACGGACACAAAGAGUAAUUACAUUGCCAACCACCAAAACGCAGCCACCUCUGGGGUGGUGCUAGACAACUGAAUGUUGCACAGCAAUAUUAUGUGACAGUUUAGGAUAGGAAGAGCUGGUUACUAUCUCCAACUGCACCGCCAAAAGGAAUCUUUACAACAGGGUUUAGCUCAGCAUUUCCACCUUGUUUGGAACAUAUGAACUGCCCCUCUUUUAGAAGCUGCUGUCACUGCUGGGGGACUAGAGAGGGCAAGAGCAAAGAAGUGGGUAUCUGUACAACAUCCAGUGAAACCAUCUCCACACCCGCUCCACACUGAUGUUUUAAAUGGAAAUUCUGGCUGCAAUACCUUUGAAUGAGGUCUAGGGUUAUUUUUGGAUGCUUUUAAAGAAACAGACGGGGCACUGUCCACUGUUAUUCAGAGGCAGCCUAUUGUGUUUGAUGUACUGAAGAAGUUGGAUAAAAAUGGCUUUUACUUAACUUCAGCCGGCUUUUCCAGGGCAUGGAAAAUAAUCAAACAUCUGAGCUGCUACACUGGUGAAGGCCAAGGGCCCCAUUUUACAGGAGCUGAAGAACUAAUUGGGAAAGCACAAAAGUCCUGGAAUAAUAGGGAGAAAAUCCUGCCAGGAACAUGAUACAAGGAUAAUUCAGAACCAAGAUGGAUCUGCCUGGGAAGCGUACACAUUGCCAACAAGCUAGAAGCACAGAGCACCUGGCAAGGAGGGAGGUGUGACUGUGAUUACAAGUAUCUGUCAAUAAAGUGUGUCUCCCAAGAUGCACCUGGGCAUUUGUUACACAUUUAAGUUUCUUUUUCAAAAAGAUAAGGAUCAAGGACAGACACUGCUCACACUUACACACAACCCCACUGACUCUCAGUUCAGUGGGCUUGUAGGGAUAGACUGAGAACAGAAUUGGGUCCAGUGUGCUAAAGAUUUAGCUCAAGGAAGGUAGGAAACCAUGUUCCCCAAAAGGGAGAACAGUCAGAGUACCACAAAUACAGGACAGCCUAUAAAUAAAUGGGUAGGGAAGUGAAUCGUCAGUGGAGAAGGGGAUGUUUGAGACCGUGAUGGUUUCUCAACAGGUGCAUCCUCUCAAGAAUAUCUUCCUUUUCCUUUUGUUUUGAAACAAUGGACCAGAUUCUCAGCUGGCGUAAAUGCAUUGAAGUCCGAACUGGGCAGUACUGCCUAGGGGCAAUACUCUGGGCUGGGUCAGCCGGUGGCGGGAGUCAAUGGCUGGGAGUAGGGAAGCCUGGGUCCUUCCUGCUCCACCGGGUUCCAAGCCAGGGCCCAAUAAAUAGUACUUCAAACCAUGCAGCCUAUGGGAUGGGCACCCCUACGCCUGCUCCCUGGGCUACUUCCUACCCUGAAUUCGGUUCCUCUGGGGGUGCCACUUGUUUACUCCUUAGUCCUCUCUGGUCACACUCCAGAGGGGCUUCCUCUCCCAGUCACAGCUCCUCGUCAUUGACCUCCACAGCUGAAGGGCCUGCAGCAGCUUGGCAGUAGCACCUGAUCCCGGCUGCAUGGGGCCUUAGUGGCUUCUUGGCAGGAGCCUGCACUACACAGCUACUCUCCUGCUCCGUCCACCUAGACUGAACUGAACUGCUCCCUGCCUCCACUGUGAGCAUGCCCAGCAGGGGCAGCUGGGCAAGGUUUUCUAGGCCCAGAGCUGCUCCUUAACCCUUCACAGCACACCUUGAUUAAACUGAACAGGACGGUGCCACUUUAUACCAGCUGUGGAUCAGGGCCAAUAUUUCCCCUCUUUCCCCCAAAAAAUCAAUUGAAGAGGGAAAGGAGCUGCCCAGCAGGCCAGACAAGGUGAUCAUAAAGGUCCCUUUUGGCCUUAAAAAUCUAUGAGUCACCAAGGAAAUUUGGUGUGUGUCAUGUUCAUGCACUCCUCUGUCUAAAGGAGAUCUGUCAUCUCCUUUGUGCACCAAACCUAUAUGGUAUUACCCUUCACAUGUAAGGCUUUCCCUUCUGCUCAGAUCCCUUUUGGUGGGAGUCACUUGCCUGAAAUGUCACCAUUUAUUCCAACGGUCUCUCUCACAAAGAUUAUUUUAAAGCGUUAAAGUGCUUAAAAUUGGAUGGUUAGAGGGGAGGACAGAACUGGAGUAAAAGAGCAACAGAAAAAGGGGUAUCUAGCCAGAAAAAGAAAUGAUCUCAUCGGCUCCAAUCCUGCAAACAGAUCUACACAGGCAGAGAUGGCUCAAGAGGCAACAUAGCCUAGAGCUCAGAGUACCGCCCUGUGAGUCAAGUAGGCUGGGUAGAUCCAGCUCUCCUAUUUAACUGGUGCGUGACCUGGGGCAAGUCCCUUCAUCUUCCUGUGCCUCUGUUUUCCCUCCCCCUUUUGUCUUGUCAAUUUCAUAGACUUUAAGGCCAGAAGGGACCAUUAGAUCAUUUAACCUGACCUCCCGUAGAGCACAAGCCAUUCCAUUUCACCCAGGCAGCCCAGCAUUGAGCUCAAUCACUGGUAGGUUUGACUAAAGCACGUCUUGGGGUUGGCUAAAGCGCAUCUUCCAGAAAGACAUCCAGUCGCCAUAGAUGGGGAAUUCGCCACUUCCUGUGGUAGUCUGUUUCAGUGGUGAUUCACCCUCACUGUUAAAAAGAUGUGCUAAUUUCUAGUUUGAAUUUGUCUGGCUUCAGCUUCCAGCCACUAGUUCUUGUGCUGCCUUUCUCUGCUUGACUAGAGAACUCUUUUGUGCCUGGUAUUUUCUCCCUGUGAAGGUACUUUGACACUGUAAUCAAGCCAUUUCUCAAGCUUCUUUUUGAUAAACCAAACACACUGAGCGCAAAGUCUCUUACUAAAAAACCUUUUCUCUAACCCUCCAGUCAUUUUUGAGGCUCUUUUCUGUAUCCUCUCCAAUUUUUCAAUGUCCUCUUUAAAAUGUGGACACUGGAAAUGUACACAGUAUUUGUGAUGUUGGCAGACCAGGUGCCAGCUCAUGCCUAGGCCCCUAGGCCUCUGAACCCUGACAAAAGCACAGCUGGAAACCAGACUGGCUCACCCGUGUGUUAGUGUUGUUAAAAUGGUAUUUGAUUUAUAAAAAAAUGUGUUUAAACUUUAUGAAAUGCUUGUAAGUUGCUGCAUGCAUUAAUCUCAUUUAUAGUCUUUUUACCCCAUGUUAUAAGGUACUAUUUAAAUGUUUUCUCUAUAACUAUCAGUGUUUGUAAUGAAACUGGAAACCCCUGCAGACUAAAGAGAAGCAUUACCAAGUUUGAAAUAUUAGUUUACCACAAGAGAUGUCAUCUCCUGCCCAACAAAAGAAGGCCUAUAGACAUCAGACAAGCCACUGUGGACCAUCGGUGGACAAAAGACUAUGUUGAUUGCUCCCUCCACAUCCAUGAAGAGGAGACAUGCACAAACGCUCAUCCCAUCAGCUUGAGCUCUGGGGAAAGCGAAUAAAAAUCCCGGUCAAGAAAAAAUGUUUAUCCUUGUGCUGCUUGGACUUCAGGGAGAGGGCAAGACUUCUAAGCAUAAGCAAGGGAUCCCCAGCUGUUUAGCUUGGGUAAGCCCUAAAGGACUCUCUCAGCUUGCACAUUACAGCAGCUUCGAUCGUUUUUUGGAAUCUAAGGCCUUGUCUACACUGCAGAGUUGUGUCUCCAAAAGGCAGCUUUGGACACACUACAGUGCCACUUUGGGCGACAAAACUCUUCACUUUCAAUGACAAAAUAAAACCUCCUUGACGAGAGGCAUAAAGCUUCUUGCGUCAAAGUUAAAACAACAAAGUCUCAGUGUAGACACUCUCGUUCAUUAUGUCACAAGAACUGGCCUCCCCCAGUAUCCCAAAAUGCCUGCCCUGACCCUUCCGCGAACUGUUUUGAACUCAGCAGCCCUGCGCCCCUCCCCUUUCAAAGCUCCAUGCAGACAGCUGAGCAUGGUGCUCGGCUCCAAGCAGCCAGGAGCAAACCACUUACAUGGAACGCUCCUGCUCUCUCCCACGCUAGGAACAGAGGCAGGCAGGGACAGAUGUGUGUGUGAGAAAGAGAGACUGCUGUGCUGUGCAGAGCCAGGGGCUGAUGCUGGGGGUGUCCCCCUUCCCCCAGGACUGGUUGUUUCCGGCAGCUGUCUGAACUUACAAGACAGUGUGUCGACACACUCACGCUCUUACAACACAGACGCCCCCAACACACACUGUCUCUCACAUACACCCUCCCGCUCUCUCACACACUGCCCCAACAUACACGGUCUCCCCUGCACACACCCAUACACACUCCCUGUCGCGCACACUCCUCCCCACCUCACCCCUUGCACGUUUCAGUUGAAAAGCGGCUGGCAGUCUAGUAGGAUGCCCAUGGAACAAGGGGACAAACUUUGACAAACUUGCAUCAUGUGAUGCCGCACCUGCCCCAUGAGGCAUUGCAAACCCUUCCCAAAGCUCCCUGCGGCCAGUCGCACAGUGCACCGCUCUCUGUGUUGAUGCAAGAGCUCCUAGUGUGGACGCUCCCCGCCGGCGCAAGGAGCAUAGUGUGGACUUGCAACAGCGCUUUAAUUAAAAUGGCAUAACUUUUGGCGACAAAACUCUGCAGUGUAGACAUACACACACAAAUGUUACAGUUUUAGGCUAUGUUGACCUGCUUUAACCUUGUAAAUAACUUUUAUUUCUUUC